AAACGACUUCCGAGACACCUUAUUGGCGGCAAAAAUUGCGGGGUCGCAAGGACACAACCCAUCCAACAUGACACCUUAACUGCGUCUAUCGUCUUAUCUCAGGUGAGGUUGAUUCAUCACCAUGAGACUGGUUGGAUUUAAAAGGUUUUUUGCCGUUUCGGUAGUAAACAAGGCAACAUCUUUCCAACAAGGCUACCGGGCAUCAAUUCUGCACCCACCAUUUGCAAAAUGGUCUUCUUCUUUGCACAUUAGAUUUUCAAGCGAUGGAAGCACUGAUCUUCCACCGCCGAACGAGGAAUUGAAAGAAGCUUUGACGAGGAUUGGGAUCCAAGACAAGUUGGAACCUCUCAGUGACUUGGGUUACUACGGCUGGAAUCCAACAGGAUCUUACAAUCCCCUUUCCUCGGUCACUGCUGAAGAUAUUCGGCAAAUGAUUGACUUCACGAGAAAACCCAAAACCAUCCUGGACGUCCAGGCAUUGAGAGCAACCCUUCCAAGAAAGCUUUCCUUUCUGGAACCCUUCCUCGUGGAGAACUUGUUCCCAUUUGGUCAACACUCAAUUGCUUCUUUGUAUGUGGCCACCAAUCACAAAGGUGUCGACCCGAAAUCUGUCAACUUUAUGUUUGGGAGUUAUUCGCUCUUCCUCUUGGCUACAGGUGAGCUGCAAGAUGAUGGAGAGAAAUUUAUCGUGAUGAGAAUACCAAGCACCGGAAUUUUGUUCGUUUCCCGGUACAAGGCAUACACGAAUAACUUGUCUGCACAUGGCCACCAAUUCGAACGUUUCCUUCUUGGAACUUCCCCUGAACCGCCGUACGACCAUAGUGAAGCAGAAAACCUCCAGCUGAUGAAGAUCGGCAACUCAACGGUGCUGAUUUCCGGUGAAGUUGAUGCAGUCGAUUGCAAUGGAACCCCGACGGAAGUAAAGUUGGGCAACAAACAGCAAAGUAUGAAGACCCUCUCUCAAAUGAUCAGCAGCGCUAGCCUCCAACUAUGCAGAGGCAACGUCAGAUUCUGGCAAAGACGCGGGCGCAAAAAGCUUCGAGAUAUCAAAAGAAUCGAAUUUGAGCGCUUGGAAGAUUUUGCUACCAGAGAAAUGACCAGUCUGAAUUGGAGCGGAUGA
Seminavis robusta is the source of this 1120-nucleotide messenger RNA. The record is from the annotation of a GenBank genome assembly. NCBI's taxonomy places the organism in Eukaryota, Bacillariophyta, Bacillariophyceae, Naviculales, Naviculaceae.